Messenger RNA from Loxodonta africana (African savanna elephant), 3482 nucleotides. It is a transcript of the gene TESC, whose product is annotated as tescalcin. Gene Ontology annotation, biological process: regulation of cell adhesion mediated by integrin; protein localization to plasma membrane; positive regulation of sodium:proton antiporter activity. Gene Ontology annotation, molecular function: phosphatase inhibitor activity; calcium ion binding. The record is from RefSeq and is a predicted model, not a curated record. Gene Ontology annotation, cellular component: cytoplasm; plasma membrane; nucleus. Lineage: Eukaryota; Metazoa; Chordata; Mammalia; Proboscidea; Elephantidae.
AUGAGGCCGCGCUCCGGCCCCACGCGGAACCCGCGGCUCCCGGCCGUACCCGCCCCCGACCCGCGCUGGACCGGAGGCCGGACCGGCCGCUGCGCAGCCGAGGCCAGCCCGGGGCCUGCGAGGGGCGCGCGCCCGAGCCCCGCCGCGGGCACCAUGGGCGCUGCCCACUCCGCGUCCGAGGAAGUGCGGGAGCUCGUGGGCAAGACCGGCUUCUCAUCGGACCAGAUCGAGCAGCUCCAUCGGAGGUUUAAGCAGCUGAGUGGAGACCAGCCCACCAUUCGCAAGGAGAACUUCAACAACGUCCCUGACCUAGACCUCAAUCCGAUCCGAUCCAAAAUCGUCCGUGCCUUCUUUGACAACAGGAACCUGCGCAAGGGGCCCAGCGGCCUGGCCGACGAGAUCAACUUCGAGGACUUCCUGACCAUCAUGUCCUACUUCCGGCCCAUCGACAUCUCCAUGGAUGAGGAGCAGGUGGAGCUGUGUCGGAAGGAGAAGCUGAGAUUUCUAUUCCACAUGUACGACUCGGACAGCGAUGGCCGGAUCACCCUGGAAGAAUAUCGAAAUGUGGUCGAGGAGCUGCUCUCAGGAAACCCCCACAUUGAGAAGGAGUCAGCUCGCUCCAUUGCAGACGGGGCCAUGAUGGAGGCUGCCAGCGUCUGCGUGGGCCAGAUGGAACCUGACCAGGUGUACGAGGGGAUCACCUUCGAGGACUUCCUGAAGAUCUGGCAGGGGAUCGAUAUAGAGACCAAGAUGCACGUCCGCUUCCUGAACAUGGAGACCAUGGCCCUUUGCCACUGACCCGCCGCCACCACCACCACCGAUCCACUCCACGUUGCAACGGGGAUGCUCCCCGAGUGGCCUUGAGCAGCUAUGGCCGCGGGCCGGCGGGGGCCUUCCGCCGCACCUCCUGUAAACCACCACCUACUCGUCUGCUCCCUCGUCUGCGCCGUGUUCUGUAGGGUGUGCUAGGUGGGACUGCUGUUUUUACCUCCAAUAAAACCUGGGUUUGUUACUGAGAGCAGAGUCCCUGUCUGUUCUUCACUCCGGCCUGCAGCCUGGCCGUUUGGUGGAGCCAGCCUGCAUGAGCAAAGCAUGCAAUGGCUGGUGUGGAGGACAAAGAUUUGCCCCCUUUAUUAUUUCCAGUGUUCUGGGGUUUAUUUUGGGUUUAUUUCAGAGUGCCAGCUGCUUUCCUCGCAUAAAUGCUGGAGGCCCGUCUGCCUUCUUAAUCCCAGGCAGUAAAAUAAGGAACAGCCCCUAACACAGGCCAGUGGAUCAGAGGGCCUCCUGGAGGGGCUGGGGUGGGCGUGGGGCUGCUUCUGACCACGUGUUCAGACGGGUGGAGGAAGCGCAGUGAUUUGUGAGCUCACCAGAGACUGGGACUCAAGGCCUGCUGGCCGACUCCAGACCCUGGCUCUUAACCACGGGGGUCUGCCCAGCUGGGUCUUGGGAGCUCUUUCUGGCAGGACAGGGCCGCAGCAGGGCCCGUGGCUGCCAUCUGUCUGCCUGCAGCAUAAGUGGAAGCGGCAAAGGCCACACACAGCAGGGGAGGCUCAUCACUCGGAGUUGCAGGCAUCUGCCCAGGUAAGUGUCUCCAGCGGCUCCUCUUCUUACCUUCUGAUUCAGAGAUGGGCUGGGGGGGACAAAGAAACAAGGUCUGUACUUUGGUUGACGCAGCCUGUGAGUCUACAAGGGUGCGCGCAGGCGGGACAGGCGUAGCUGGUGGCGCACUAUGUGUGGCUUCCAGGGUGACCUGCUGGGCAGUUAUUUCUGAUCGUCCUGCGUGGCUGGUGGACGGCAGUGGUUGUUCAGUGGACACAGUGGUCCCAUCGUGACUGGAGGCUAAUAUUUAUUUUCUAGGCCUUGUUCUGGUAGUUGCAUUUAUAGUGCACGGCUCUUUUCUUGACACUAGCCGGGAGGUGCCUUUCCAGCUUUCCAAGAACAUGCUCUUGGUAACUGGCAAGUGCUGUUGUUAUUUGCAGUCUUAAACUUUUAAUUUGUAGCUUUAAUAAGUAUGUGCUUCAUUUUAUUUUUUCUAAAGCAGUAGGUCACACAUUCGGUUCAGCAUUUCAAAGGAACAGAAAGGCACACCUUGGAAUCUCUGGCUCUUGCCCCUGGGUACCCAGUCGCCCUUCUCAGAGGCAACCACGUUAACCCCUUUCUCAGUCAUCCAUCCAGAGGUGCUUUAUACAUCUAUAGUUGUUGUUAGCAGCUGUCAUCAAGUUGGCCUGUGUCACGGUGAAUUGCGUACAACCAGAUCAGACCAUUGUGCUCCGUAGGGUUUUCAUUGGCUGAAAUCUUUUGGAAGUAGUUUGCCGGGCCUUUCUUCCAAGGCGUUGCUGAGUGGGUUUGAACUGCCAGUUUUUGGUUAGUAGCUGAGUGCAAACCAUUUGCACCACCCAGGGACCUCAGUUUCUUUAUGCAUAAAAUACAGACAAUAGUAUUUGUCUGCCUGUGAGACUCAAAUGGGUUGACAGUCUGAAAGGAUUCAUGUGAAAAGCAUGUCAUGGUUAUUAAUAACACCAAACAUGUAUAGGGAGCCCUGGUGGUCAUGAGCAGUGAUUAAGAGCUUGGCUGCUAACCAAAAGGUCGGCUGUUCGAAUCCACCAGCUGCUCCUUGGAAAUCCUAUGGAGCAGUUCUGCUCUGUCCUAUAGGGUCAGCAUGAGACAGAACCAACUCGAUGGCAAUGUUCCCCCCCCCCCCAUAAAUGGUAAACACUUAGGUUUGAAAUACCUGCUUUGUGGGUUUUAGUGGAAACUUCUGAAUGAGAGGAAAAGGCCCAGGAGAAGCUCAACCUGAGCAGCCCUCCCACUUUAGGUUUCUUCUGGUGCAGCCCAUAAGCCUAACCACCCUGACACUGUUCUAUGCACAGUGACUCAUGAUUUUAGCUGAAAACGCACUGAGCCCAGGGCACGGUGGGAACACCUCCUGCCACGGUGACCGGAGCUGUGCAGCCGUAGGCACGGGAGGCAGAAGCAAUGCUGUGUGUUUCCCCGAGGCUCUGCUGUUGACUAAGGCUCUUCUGCGAGCUCUCAGCGCUUCCUCCCCCAAGUGAGGUGUCUGAGAUGAUUGUAGGUGUUACGUGGCUGAAUAUAUACUCUAACAGUUAUAUCCUUGUUUUAAUAUGUGUAAGAAAAAAAUAACUUUGUAUCACAUCAGUGAGGCCACAGUGUUGCUUUUGUUGCCUGCCGUAGUUGGCCCCUGACUCGUGGUGACCCCAUAUACAACAGGAUGAAACCCUGUCUGGUCCUCCGCUAUCCCUGUGAUUGGUUGCAGGUCAGACCAUUGUGAUUUGUCAUUGGCUGAUUUUCACAAGGAGAUCACCAGGUCUUUCUUCCUAGUCUUAGUUUGGAAGCGUUGUCAAAACCUGUUCAGCAUCGUAGCAACACACAAGCCUCCGCUGACAGAUGGGUGGUGGCUGCAUGUGCUUAGGAUGAAAGUAGGUAUUUAAAUUUUAAAAAGUAAGUUAAAGUAGGUAUUUAAA